AUGAUCAAUAUUAUGAGCAUGAAAAAGAAACAGGCCGAGGGUGCUGCUGGAGGCCCAAAGAAGGCUAAAGCAUCUGCUGCUCACUUGAGAUUGACUACUGAUAUGAACGAAAUGAAGUCAUUGCCCAAGACAAUGAAGCUGGAAUUCACCGAUCCCGAUGACCUCUUCAAUUUCAACUUUUACAUCUAUCCUGAUGAAGGAUUCUAUAAAGGAGGCAAAUUCAAAUUCACAUUCAAAUUCAACACAAACUAUCCUCAUGAACCACCAAAGGUCCUUUGUGCACAAAAGAUCUACCACCCAAAUAUCGACUUGGAAGGAAACGUCUGUCUCAAUAUUCUCAGAGAAGAUUGGAAACCAGUACUCAACAUCAACUCGAUAACAGUCGGUUUACAAUACUUGUUUCUGGAACCCAACGCUGACGAUCCUCUGAAUAAAGACGCUGCACAAGUAUUGAGAAAGGAUCGGCGACAAUUUGAACAGAAUGUAAACCGAUCCAUGCGAGGUGGUAGCAUAGAGGGCAACGAGUUUGACUACGUGCUAUGA
Messenger RNA from Synchytrium microbalum, 543 nucleotides. RefSeq lists its product as uncharacterized. The transcript is spliced from 6 exons. The record is from RefSeq and is a predicted model, not a curated record. NCBI's taxonomy places the organism in Eukaryota, Fungi, Chytridiomycota, Chytridiomycetes, Synchytriales, Synchytriaceae. Bases 1 to 543 code for a protein of 180 amino acids.